CAACAGUCAUAGUUCAAUUUAUCAUUAAUAUUCAUUCUUUUAUAUUCAUUGGAUAAAAAUGAUCCUAUCAGCACUUCGCAAAACUUAACGGUAGGCCUAACAGCCCAAGGUCAACGACUUUGAGAAUGUUACCACUCUUCAACCAUCAUUCGUCGAAAUUGAAUCACCGACAGCGGAAGUCUCAAACUUUUCACACGUUAAUAAACACUUUAUAUAACGUUCGCUACAGGGGAAAGUUACGAUAAAAUCGGCCUAGUUUAAAGAUCCAACAAAGAAUUGAGAUGACAUAACUUCAGUGAACACUAAUAAAGCAAAUACGGAAGUCUGCAACGUCAUCAAUUAUAAUAACACGUGAUCAAAUGAUCUAACCAAUCAUUAAUUGUAUUAUAGAUGUGGUUUAAAACGUGUAUCAAGUUUUAGUGUUACUGAACUCAGGCAAGUAAUUUGGAAGUUUCAACGCCAAUCGACCGGAAAACUGAAGUUAGCUCAAGUUCAUAAAUACCAUGCAAUUCGGUAGACUCCUCAGUUCAAUUAUAUUUGACUCCGCUAGGCUAUACAACAAACGUGGUUUGACUUUAUGUUUCUCUACCUAGGCUAAGGCAUAUCGCGACGAGUAAAACUUUUUAAACUAAACAUGGCUCAUGCUUCUGUGCCACCGAUGGACAAUGGCCCGCCUGUUGCGGAAAACGAGUUAUCAUCGGUGCCUUCAAUUCCAAAUCCUAAUUCUGGACCAACUCCUUCUAUCCUGCAAAAAGAAAACAUUCAAACAUUUGGUUUUCGAAUGGGUCAGACGGUUAACUCUGGUUUCUUGUUAAUUUCUAUCGCAAUGGGCAGAGAAACAGGGCUGUUUGAUGCCCUUGCUAACUUCACGGAACCUAAAACUUCAACAGAAAUCGCUGAAGUAACGGGCCUGAAAGAAAGAUAUAUUCGUGAAUGGCUCGGAGCAAUGGUAACGGGUCAAAUCGUAGAGGUAGACGAGACCUCUACCCGGUUUUCACUGCCGCCACACCGCGCGGCAUUCCUUCGAACCGGUGGAUUCGGGGAAGAAAUGACACUUCUGGCAGCAGCACUUCCGAUGCAAUGUAAAGUUUUCGAUAAAGUUCUCAAAUGUUUCAAGAAAGAUGGACCACGAGGUGUUCCGUACGAGCAUUACUGUGGGUUUCAGAAAUUUAUGAACGCGUGCUCAAGCGCUUGGUGGAACCGACAUUUAAUUUCCCAGUUCAUUCCAUCGAUACCAGAAGUACAAGAAAUGCUAGAGAAUGGAAUAGACGUUCUCGACCUUGGUUGCGGAAGUGGGGGUGCGUCCAUUCUUCUUGGUGAACGUUUUCCGAACAGUACAUUCAUCGGGAUUGAUAUAAGCACAGACGCCAUCGACACAGCAAAGAAUGUAGUGAAGGAGAAGAAGUUAACCAAUGUAACAUUUGUAACGAUGGAUGCUAUGGAAAUGCCCGAAAAAUGGACUGGCAAGUUCGGCUACGUGUUGGGGUGGGACUCGAUACACGACAUGGCUCAACCUAAAGACGUGCUUGACCUUGUGUACAAAAACCUUAGCAACAACGGACGCAUGACGAUCAUGGAAGUCAAUGCGCACUCAGAUAUUGCGCAGAACAUCAAUAUGCCGUUUGCAUCCACCUUCUAUACCAACAGUAUGAUGCAUUGUAUGACCGUAUCUCUAGCCUUCGAAAAUGGCCAAGGAUUUGGAAAUAUGUACGGCAGACAGAAGCUCAUGGAACUUCUCAAAUCUACAGGUUUCAGAGAUAUUAAAAUGUCCGUACCUAGCAUGUCGUUUAAUUGUCAUUUCUUGUGCAGCAAAUAGUGAAAACCACUAAACAUUCUGUGAAUGCGUCUCACCUUGUUAAAUGUGCCUUAAAAUUUAAUAUACAACUCACGUGACUAAAGUGUCACUAAAUGUAGUUAAUUUUCAUUGAGAAGUGUCGAUGCAUUGUCACUGUCAAAUAUCUAGAAGUAAUGUUAUCAUUCAUUAACGUAGCUUGAUUACUAUUGUAAUGCAUGGUGUUUCGUUGACGAUACUUACCGUAGUCAUCAUAGGACGGAGAGUCAUCAUAGGGCGGACAGCUCUGGAUGUCGACAUACCAUAGGUAAUACGGCCCAGAAAUUAUAUCUGCUCGUUCACAAAAGGCUUAUGUACAUUCUAAAAAGGAGCCAACUUGUAACUUUUUGUUAGUCGACACCCAAUAGAGGCUGCUCGUCAUCAAGAAGAUGAAACUAGAAUAUCGAACGACAUCAUUCGGGUGCAUUAUAGUUUCUCACCAAUAUUUGUAGUUGUUUUGCCCUUUAAAUUGUUUCAUAUUGAAUUCAGAGGUUAUAAGUAGAAAGUUAACGUUAUUAAGGUCCAUGUAACAUAAUAUAUAAUAACUUAUAUUUGUACCGAGAUCGAACACAUGAAGUGUGAUUCGUACUCAAAUUGUAUUGACAUAAAGAGGCUUAAAUUUGACCAUAUAUGGACAAAUUUUCUUCGUUGAACCAGGGACUCGUCCCUGGAUUUGCUACAUGCGAUGGGAUUGGUGUCCCGAAGCUUAUUUGUGAUUGGAUGAGUGAGAUGUGACUGUUGUUGCGAAAAUCUUCACUCACAUGUACAUAGUAGGCCCUAUUUAUAGUAAACAAAAAGUUAAAGUUGCAUUUGUGUUUUUGGUCUAAUAUUUUAGGACUUCACAUUGAUAGUAGAGACCUGUUGAGGAUUUUAAAAAUAUGUUAUAGUUUAUAUUAAUAUUUUGUAGUUUUUUUAUAAGUUAUUUAUGAACGAAAUUGUUACCUCUUUGUCUUUGUUUGAUAGAGUUUUACCAGAAUGUUAGAUUAAACAUUGAGCAAAACUUCUUUGCUCUAUGGAUUAAAGUACCGGUAGUAUGUUGAUCGGCUUUAUUCGCUGAAAUGCUAAACAAUACUAUGUAUUGACAGUGGUAUUAUCUAACAACUCUCAUUCCGACAACUUAUUCAAUGGUCAUUUCUAUCAAAUAUUACUGUAUAUAUAAAUGGUAAAUACUAUAUUGACGGUGGCAUUAUUUAACGACUCUAAGUUAAAUAAUAUAGUAAUUUCUAUUUCUAUCAAAUAGUACUGUAUGUAAAUGGUAAAUACUAUAUUGACGGUGAUUAUCUAACAACUAUUUGAU
This is a messenger RNA of Anneissia japonica, 3128 nucleotides long. RefSeq lists its product as uncharacterized. The transcript is spliced from 4 exons. The record is from RefSeq and is a predicted model, not a curated record. The coding region runs from base 635 to 1816 and encodes 393 amino acids. NCBI's taxonomy places the organism in Eukaryota, Metazoa, Echinodermata, Crinoidea, Comatulida, Comatulidae.